Cataglyphis hispanica is the source of this 8890-nucleotide messenger RNA. RefSeq lists its product as uncharacterized. The transcript has 3 exons. NCBI's taxonomy places the organism in Eukaryota, Metazoa, Arthropoda, Insecta, Hymenoptera, Formicidae. The record is from RefSeq and is a predicted model, not a curated record. The coding region runs from base 1177 to 5613 and encodes 1478 amino acids.
AUCAAUUUCUGUAUCGUAUCUCUCUCUCUCUCUCUCUCUCUCUCUCUCUCUCUUUUUCUCUUUCAUAAAAAGAAACUAUAAUAAAAUAUGCGAUUGGAUGUAGUUUCCUCGGGACACACCUAAUCCUAAUCUCAUCUAACCUAACCUCAACCUAAUCUCUUAAUCUACGAUUUAAUCUUUUUUCAGCCGCAUUAAUCGUACUGUCUGGCAUCUCUCUCGAUUACUAAAAAUUUCAAGUACAUAUCUACUUCAUUUUGAACGCGAUAAGUAACGUAACGUGGCUCGAUGAACCUCAAAAUCCUACAAUCCAAUCCUAACCUAACCCCAAACUCGCAAGGUUGGUAUCACUCGACGUUGACAGUUGACAGUUGACGCGCGUGUCAUUGCGCGUGCGCGCGCAUUAUUUGUCCGUGGGGUUCCGUCGAUAAGCUCGGGGAACAGGUGUCUCGCACGACUAUACAUAGAGGGCCACGGGUGGAUCCGGAGGCGCAGGGAGGCGCCACAUGGUAUCCUUCGGUAGCUCUUGUUGCUCCCAUUCCCAGGCGGCGGAUUAUCAUCGCCCGUCGCUGUUUUCUGUUGUGUUUUCGGGGCCGUGUCGAGGAACAUGCCGUCGCGAUAAUCGCCUGCCGUAAGGGGGGCCAGCCGUGCGGGGGCGAAGUGACGUGUGUGCGCGCCGCGGGAGAGUGAUCGCGAUCCCGACACACACACACACACCCACACCGUCCGUCGUCGUUGCUGCCCGUGUCGUGUCGCGUCGGCCGCGCCGCGUGCAGGCAGGUGUAAUUUAAUAAGCGCAGGCAGAGGCAGAGGCAGGUUGGGGUGGCUGGCUUGGCGAUUUAACAGGAUAUCGAUUUGUCUGGCGAGCCAGUGUCGCCACCGCCGCCGCUGUUCUUCAUCGGGCAAUCGGCGAUAGCACGCGCUGAGCUCGCACCGCCGACAAUACGGCCGUCAGGCGUUACGGGGGACAGCCAUGGACGUCGAUAUUUUUGGGGCACAGCGGUGUUGUCGUGCAGCUGUGCCGUGCGUCGCGGUGGCCGCGUGCCUGAUGAGCGACGAGAUGUGACGCGAGACGGCCGCCCCGGCGACGAUUAUAUUCGGUUUCGUCAUCACGAGGAGAGGUGCGACGGAGGAGGCCCGCAACGAUCGCGAUUACGAGAAUCCGUGUACGAGAGGCAGAUGCCAACGGAAAUGAUGGAGCUCAACAGCGGUGCGGGAACGCCCGUCGGGGCCGUCGCCUGUCCCGUGUGUACUUUGUACCUGCGCGAGGGUAUUAGUCUGCAGAAGCAUCUGGAUACCCAUCCCAAGGAACAGGUUAUAGAUGCUCUCAUCAAGGCGAGCGCCUCCUCGACUCAGACGCAACAGCAACAGCAGCAGCAUCAACAACAACAACAACAACAGCAGCAGCAGCAAACUACCCCGGCGACAUCACUACCGGUAUCGCUGCAACCGCAAGCUUCACAGCAAACCCCUACCUCUAUUCAGACGCCUCAAGCGUCGCCCCAAGUGUCACAGAAUUCCGCUCACAUUUCCUCCGCUCAUUCGCCGUAUCCCAUAGGACCCAUCUUCGAAUGUCCUCCCAUAAGUACCAUGAUGCCACCGCAGUUCACCUCGUUCAGCUAUCAACAAUUUGUCAACAAUGGGACCAUGAUGAUACCGCAGUAUGCGAUGGCACCGCAGGCCAAUCAGAUGAUGCAGAUGCUGUACAAUCCGUAUGGUAUGUACCAACAGCAGCAAAUACCCACCGUCCAAAUGAUCUCACCAGUUGCAGCUAUCCCGGGCGCCGCGAGGAUUCGACCAGUGGUCACCAUGGCCGGGGAGAACAAUGUCAGAGCCGCCCUGGCAAUUCCUGUAAAUAGUCCCGAGCCGAAGCAGAUCCUGCCUGAGAUAUUGCCUGAUACCGAGCCUGAAUCCGGGCAAGUUAUGCCGGAUGUGAAUCUUCCAGCCUCGCCUGUGCUGCAAAACGAGGACGCAUCCGUCAGACAGGAGGAGAGCGACAACAAUGCGUUGCCGAUCGAUCAUAGAGGACAGCAGAUGCAGACUACCGCGUCGCCUGGUGAAGGUACAGUGCAGCACGGGUAUAACGCUAUUCCUAGAUCCAUCACAAUCGCUUGCGCCAUAAAUACCAAUGACGAUAAAGUGGAGAGUGUACUGCCGGACAUGGAGGAUGAGGAGCCAUCGAAUAAUAUUUCCACCGUGGACUUGCAGUGUAAAUCUGUAACAUUUGAACAACCUGAAACACAACAGUUUGCGCAACAGGUUAUGCAAGAAGGAUACGUGAGUAUAUCCAAUAGGAAAACUAAUGCAACGAGUGAUGUUGACUCUAUGACAUGUGAGCGCGAAUCGGAAAUGAUGAGCGACGAAAGACCGGCAAGCCGCAACAGCACUUUAAGUGUCAGCAAUAACGUUUCAUCGUCGCGGGAUACAAUAGCGAUUCCAGACGUAUUGAAGGACUCUAUUCAACCCGAGCUUAAUUCGGUAGAAAAGCUGGAAAACUUGAUAACCAUAAUGGAGACGGAGCUGAAUAGCGCUUCGCUUCAAAAAGAAAAUAGUUCAUCGAAUGAUCGGGAGAGAUUAAUGGAUGCGAGGGAGAAAUCGGAUAGGGAGGAGACUGUAAUUCACGAUACCGUAGUGACAAUUCUAGGCCCUCACGACAAGGAUCACAUAUUGCCUGAUAUACAAGAAGAUAACAAUACAUGGUGCCCGAAUGAUUAUGUAGAUAACGAACUGAGAACGCUAGAAAAAACUUGUCGGUAUUUGUCGUACAAUACAGAGUGCUCGAAAAUAGAUGACGGUUUGAAAAUGUUAGAGAAAAAUUUGUAUAAGUAUAAGCAUAGUUUUUCAGCACCCCCGUCCCCCGUCACGAGGAAGAAGUGCCGCAAGACCGUGGCGCGUCGUUAUAGCGCGCGAUCGGAGCUCGGAUCCUGCGAGAAUCUCAGCCCGUAUCAUCAUCAUCAUCAUCAUCAUCAUCGUGGUGGCUUUGACGACGCGGCGGCUAUGCAGGACGAGGAGGAGGAUGAGGACGAUGACGACGAUGUGGAUAUCGAUGAGGAUGAGAAGAUUGACGAGGAGGAUAACUUCGACGAGGCGGACAUGGAGAUCGAGGAGAUUCCCAGUCCGCAUACGCCUUUCGCGGAAUGCGGCGUCAGAUCGCACACACCAUUGUCCACGAUCAGCGGGAUUUCCGUGUUAAGAGUUAGGAAGGAUCUCAGCAAACCAUGUUCACCCACAUCCAUACAUUCGUUUCAUCAUGUGGACAGUGAUUGCGUAAGUCACGACGAGGACAGUAAUGCUGUAGAUAAUAAUAUUGUAGAUAAUAUUGCAGAGAAAGAUCCGAUUGACUGUUCUCAAAUCGAAGAGAAGAUUAAGACUGAUCAUCAGCAUCAGGAGACGCGCGCGACAUUGUGCGAAAAUAAUGAAAAAGUUCAGGAAUCGAGUAGUAGUAAUAGUUAUACGUAUCAGCAGUCAGUGAUAACCGAACACGUUAGUUCAUUCCCUGUGAUGCACUCGCAGCCACCCGUCUUGAUGCAAGAGUCAUAUUCCGCGACGAGCAAGACGCAAAAUCUCUUAAACUUGUCUGAAUCGAUUAAUCCUACAACCAGCACUGAAUCCAAGAGCUUUCAUUCUACCAAAUCUACGUUGAUGCCGAAGCAAUCGAUGGAAUUGCUCAACAUAAAUGAGGACGCCCAUGCCGGACCGAUAAACGUCUUUGAAUUUGAAGGAUUACAAAUAUUAGUUCCUAGUACAUUUAUAAGCGAUUCGUCCCAGAAAGCGGUUAGUGCGACCAGUCAGCAAUCUAUGGCAAGUAGCGAGGGUGCAAUAGGUAUUGAUGAAGAAGUCAAAAGUAUUAAUAUGCGUGCCGAUGAGACCAUGCCGCCUAGAGGUGAACUGUCCGAACAAGAGAGCAAUGGAUGCACAGAGCCGUCUGCAUGGCAGCUGUACAUGGGUCAAGAAUCUUCGCGCAUGUCCACCUCUUACGAUCUGUUGGCACGAGAAAGCUGGGAAGAAUCAGAAGGAUCUGACAACGAGAUCAGCGGCCCGUUGUUGGAUAGUAGAUCGUUGGCCACGCACUUCACUUCGAGUCUGUUCCUGGAUCGAGACCGGAAGACACCGACCAAACGGACGUUCAAGUGUUCUCACUGUAACGAAGUAUUCGAUUGUCCAAAAGAGCGCAGAGUUCAUAGUACAACGGUACAUAAGGAAGCAGUGCCCAGUAGUAGCAGAGAUCAGUUGGAUCAGCCGGAGAUGAAGGACAUCAAAUUGCUUGACAAUCGCGUGAAUGUGUUCGACGAUAUAUUUGUGCCGGGUCUGCACAUGCAACAGAUGUACCAUCAUCAACAGCCACUCCUGCAUCAGCUACAACCACCACCGUCGCAACCUGGAGCGGAUGGUUUGACCAAGGCUGAGGGCGAUCAAAAGAUUGGCGAGAAUCUGGUGAUACCAUCGAGCAUCGAGGUGACCUGCGCGAUAUGCAGCCAACGAUUUAGCAGCGAAAAAUCUCUGCAGAUACAUCAUCGGCGUAUGCAUCUAGCUGAGGUGAACAAACGCAUACGCGAGAACGCCAAGUGCCAGAUAUGCAAUGAGGAGUUCCCGUCAGUGUUGUUGUUCAACGCCCACCUGAAGAUACACCCGUUGGAAUGCGGACAGUGCGGUAAGUAUUUUUACCGAAAGCAAAAUUUCAAGCUGCAUAUGAAGCGGCAUUUGGGCAUCAAACCGUUUCCGUGCACUGUGUGCGACAAGGCGUUCCUUACCAAGCAAAAACUGGACGAACAUACCAACGGCCACACCGGCAACGCGCCUGUCAAGUGUAGUUUGUGCAACGAGACUUUCCGCAGGUAUUCGAAUUUGACGCAGCAUAAGAACCGGCAUCACCUCAACAUUAAGAAAAAACUCAAAGACUAUAUAUGUCACUGCGGUGAAGUGUUUCACACGAAGAAGAAGCUCGCCUGGCACAAGGAGACACACGACGAAAAGCCCAAGGCAUGCACGUAUUGCAACGAGCGAUUCAUCCACAUGGCCAGUCUGACGCGUCACAUGCGUCGCGCUCACAAUCGCCGAUUCGUUCCUGAUGCGCAGCGCGAAAGCGAGAAUGUCGAAUGUCCUAUUUGCAAGUGUAUCUAUCUACGAUCGUCGUUGGCGGUGCACAUGCGUGUUCACAACGGUGAACGACCGUACGAGUGUCAGGUAUGCUCCAAGGCGUUCAGCACUAAGUGGAAUCUGCAGUUGCACAAGUGGACGCACGCGGCACGCAGUACCAAACCGUUCAAGUGUAAUCAAUGCAGUGCGGCCUUUUAUCGUCACAGCGACUACACGGCGCACAUGAAUUCCCACCGUAACGUGCGUCCGUAUACGUGCAACUAUUGCGGCGCGCAGUUCAUUCGCAAAUAUAAUUGUCUACGGCAUGUCAAGGAGCACGAGGAAAACAAGGCGUACACGUGCGACGUAUGCAAUAAGACCUUCCAUCGCUCCUAUUAUCUCAAGGAGCAUCUGCGGGUGCACUCGGGCGCGCGACCGUACACGUGUCACAUCUGCGGCAAGUCCAGCGGCACCAAGUCCAAUCACAACAAGCAUGUGCGAAUCCAUCACGCGCGCGAGCCUGUAAAUACCGAAAAUUAAAUAAGGAUCAUCUACUAUAUACACUUUUUUCUUGUCGCAGUCGUGAGACGAAUUGGACAAUCCGAUCCCGAGUUUGCCCCGCGCGCUGUACUUAUGCGCGAAAUUUAAUAGCAAGUGUUCAGAGACUGGGAUUAUAUUUUUACGCUUUAAUCAGGUAUCGAGAUCUCGAUAUAAUAUCUCGGCAAGCUACGAACACUGUUUUGUGCCCGUGCAUGCACGAAACACUCUAAAUAUAUAUUAACUCGUCGCGAGAAAUUACAACAUGACGUCAGCAUUGAAUCUAGUUUCAAGCACCUUAACUGGGUACAGCAUGAAUUCCCAGGAACAUGUUUGCUAACUGAUUUGCUGGCGAUUUUUGCUGUCCUUUCUCGAAAUUAUAGCUACAAUUACUCGGGACUAAAGAAUUUAGUUAAGAUUAUUUAGCGGUGAUCGACACAUGACGUCGACCGUUUUACUGUACUCAAUCUGAGUACUCGUUCGUGUGAUUCAUGCACGAGGGACAUGUAACGAAUAUGUGGCGUACAUGCGCCGACGACAAUGAUGGGAUUAAGUCAUAUUGAAACUGAAACAGUGAGUCUACUAUCAUGACUUAUUUGAUUUCGUAUAAAUGUAUACAUAUGUACACAUUUUUAAAUAUUAUAUACACAUUUUUAAAUAUUAUUACUAAAAACAGAGGACGAAAAAAAAUGCCUGAAAAAAACUGAUUUUUUUUAAAGUGUAAUUUAAAUUAUACAUGUAAUGUUAUGUUUUUUGAAUCGCUAAGUAUGAUAGUAAUAGUUUUGUUUUUUUAAAGUGAUAGAAAAUGUUGAACGUGAUUAAAAUUCGCAGAAAGGAGAAAUCAAAUUAUUUUUUUAAUAAGAUUAAUGAUAAAUAAUUGGAACAAAUUUAUUAUUAUUUAUAUUAAUAUUAAUUAUCAUUAAGAAAAACUUAUCGACACUUUUAGGGCGAAUUUUGAGCUAUGUUUAUUAAUAUUUAGAUGAAAAUGUUACUAUUGUUCAAUGAUUCGAAAAACAUACAAUUAACACAUAAAUAAUUUACAUUAAACCAUAUUUAAAAAUUUGUGUACAGAUAUAUAUACAUUGAUAAAAUCAAAUAAAAAUCUUUAUAUGUAGUUUAUUUAGUGUUUCAGACUCAACGAUGAUUUAAUUCCAUCAUUGCAGUCGACGCGUAUAUAUAACAUUCUUUCAAUAAGAAAAUUGAUUAUCUUUAUUAAUUUUUAUUUAUCAUACUGAUUUUGCCCAUCGUCUUUUUUAUAUAUCCGAAAGUGUCUUACAAUAACACACUUUAAGCAUUGCCAUACGUGUAGAAUAAAAAUCGGAGGCGUUAUUAACUCUGUCAUCCGUGCAGUUUAAUUCUAGAUAAGUAACUUUUAUUAUAUCUAAAGUUUCCUUUCUCUUUUUUAUUGAAAUGCUGUUAUAUAUCAUUAAUUUUUUGUUAUUGACUGCGAGAUAUUUUUAUUUCUAAGGAAUUCAUCGCUACAUUUGAUACGUGCAUGAUAAAGUAUGAUGAUAAUAUUACUUUAAUAUGUGAUUUAGUUUAAUUUGAUGGAAAGCACUUUAAUCCUUAGAUAUCCAAGUAUUUAAAAAUAUUACAUGCAAGGUAUUCUAGAGAACAAUUUCAUCAAUAUAUUUUAUCAAUAUAUUUCAUCAAUAUAUAUUUCAUCAUAUAUAUUUUAUCAAUAUAUUUCAAUAUAUUUUAUUCCAUUUAAUUUUGUUAUUUUAUAACAAUUUUGAAAUUAAAAACAUGGGUACAUUUGUAUAUACAUUAAUUCUUUUAUCGGUCAUGUGUGUUGCAUGUUAAUUGUAUUAUUUAUUUGUUAAUUUUAAUGAAAACAAAUACAUAUAUUUGUAUUUCAGGAUUAACAAAUUAUAUAAGAUUAUUAAAGAUUUUCUUAAUAUUUUAUAAUAAAAUAAUUGUAUAUUAAAAUUAGCAUAUUUCAAACAAAUUUUGUGGAAAAAAAAACAUCCCGCAAAGGUAUCUAAGGAUUAAAUAGAGAAAGAGAGAAACAGAAAUUGUUGUUUAUAUAUCGUAUUAUCAAGCAAUCUUGAUUAUACAGGGUUGGGAUUUUAUUACGUUACGUGCUAUGUUUGUGAACAUUUGCAUGCUGUGUAAGUCCAGUGACUUGAGACUUUCAUUAUCUUAAGCUAAUAACAAAUUUUUAAUAAAGAUAAACUAUUAUAAUAUAUGUCACAAAACAAUUCUUGAAUAGUUCUUGCGAAACUAUGCAAUGAAGAAACACGUUUGCCAACUAAUAGUAUAAUUAUUAUAUAAAACUAAUUAAUCCAAUUCAUACUUACAAAGAUAUUGAGCACUUUUACAUGUCGUUGGUUGUAAAGAAUUUUUUUUUACAAUAUCUAUUUUACAUAAAAAGUGUGCAGGUUCUUGCACAUUGUUUGACUCUAUAUAAGUAUGAGAACAGCUCGUAUGAAUUGCGUUCAAUAUUCUAUGUAAGGGCCUAUGGACUAAUAUUAUGACUAUCGACUACCACAUAAUAGUUACGUAUUUUUUAGUUGUUAUUCUAUAUUUAUAUAUUUUGCAAUAUGUGUAUAAGGCCGUAUUUUUUAUUGGUUACUAUAAUUCCAAGACUGAUCGGUGUUGGUUCAUCAUAUAUUGCUCUCUAAUACAAAUCAAAGUACACUUCUCAGUUUUAGUUUGAUAUCUUAAUGUUUUUGUUGCGAUAAGCAAUAAUAUUGCUCCUUGGAAAAUAGGAAGAUGUAAAUCCAAAAGAAAUCAAUUCAUGCUUCUAAGGUAAAUUUCUUAAAGAAAUAUCUUGCCACAAGUUUCGUCACAUUAAAAUUUAUUUAAAAAUUUGUGUAUAAAAUAAAAGAUGUUUCUUGAUGAAAAAAAUGCAUAAUAUUUAUGUGAGAUUAUAUUAAGUUUUUUACUGCAAAAACUAUAUUAAUUUUCUAAUAUAUUAUGUUAUUACAUUAUUCUCUAAGCGAAUUAAAGUUUAUUAUAUUAGUCACAUAUAAAAAAAGGUAUCAAUAACAACCGAAUAUUUUGGAUUUAUUCUCUUCUGAUAUACUUACUACGAUUAGCAUAUAUAAAAAAUCAUAUGCUACUUGUACAAUCAGAAAAUAAUGUAUUAUAAUAUAGAUAUAUGACAUUAUUAAAAAUUAAGCAAAUAGUUAUGAAUGUAAGAAAGUAGGAGAGUAAUUUGACAUCUGAAAACAGAAAUAUCUGAUAAAUUAAAUUUGACAAAUUAUUGGGAGGAAAAUGUCAUUCUUUUUUUUUAUUUUGAUAUAAGAGAGCAAUAUUAAAGAGAGGAUAUAAAGCU